AUGUCUAUCAGACAAUUCAAAGUCGCCGUCUCACAGGCUGAGCCCUGCUGGUUUGAUCUAGCGGCUGGAGUCAAGAAGACGCUCAAGUUGAUCGAAGAGGCUGCGACCAAUGGAGCUUCCCUCGUUGCCUUUUCCGAAGUCUGGCUCCCAGGAUAUCCCAACUUUGUGUGGAGUGGAACAUAUACCGAGAACAUCCCUCUCGUCCAGAAAUACAUGCUGAACAGUAUGAGUGCUCACGGCCCAGAGAUGCUGCAGAUUCGUCAAGCGGCAGCAAAGCACAACAUUUACGUCUGUCUCGGAUUCAGCGAGAGGGAUAACGGAAGCCUAUACCUCGCAAACGUCCUCAUCGAUUCAAAGGGCAAGGUCCUUCUCCACCGACGGAAAAUCAAGCCGACGCAUUUGGAAAGGACCAUAUUCGGGGAUUCCACGGGCGACUCUCUUAACAAUGUCGUUGACACACCGCUAGGCAAGAUUGGAGUACUCAACUGUUGGGAACAUUUCCAGCCUCUGCUGAAAUACAACACAUAUGCUCAAGGCGAGCAGGUUCAUAUCGCAGCAUGGCCAUUCAAUGGUCCACACACUGAUGGCGCUGCGCCGUGGUCGGUGUGUAAUGAAGCGAAUGAGGUCACCGCGAGUCGAAUGUACGCAUUGGAAGGCCAGGCGUUUGUUCUCGUCACCAACCAGCCUCUUUCAGCCGCUGGAGGCAAGAAGAACACAGAGGGUCAGCUCAGCGCAGGUGCGGGAAGCUUCAUGUUCAGCGAAGGGGGUGGUGGCGGUAAUGCUGGCGUGUUUGGACCGGAUGGCAAGAAGUUGACAGAGCAGACUGAUCCCUUGUUUGACGGACUGGUUUAUUGCGAUAUUGACCUUGACGCCAUCUACCUGGCCAAAGCGAUCGCUGAUCCAGUGGGCCACUACUCGCGACCUGACUUGUUACGCCUGGUCCGCGAUGACGAGCCCAAACACUAUAGCAGCAAGGCGGGAUCAAAGCCAGCGACUUUGGUGUCCAUGUUCAAGAACCUCGAGGAGACCGUAGCGGACCUGGAGCCGAAGGAGUAG
Molecule: messenger RNA, 1056 nt
Organism: Ramularia collo-cygni
Lineage: Eukaryota; Fungi; Ascomycota; Dothideomycetes; Mycosphaerellales; Mycosphaerellaceae
Product: probable cyanide hydratase
Exons: 1
Coding region: 1-1056 (351 amino acids)
Molecular function (GO): catalytic activity
Source: RefSeq, a predicted model, not a curated record